CUCUCUAAAAGCCAUAGUUUUUUUUUUGUUUCUAUCUGAUUUUCAAAGGAAAAAAAAAAUGCAAGAACAAACAACUAGUUCAAUUCCUGCUAAUUCUCUGCCGUCUAGCAGUGAGCGAUCUUCAAGUUCUGCUCCUCAACUUGAAGUCAAAGAAGGAUCUUCAAGUAUCUCAAAAGUUGCCAAUCUGGGUUCUGUAGAGUCAUUGAUUUUCUCAACUGGGUCUCCAAUCUUACUUCAAUUUUCUUAGUAUGGAGAGUGAUGAGGAAAUUAGAAGAGUUCCAGAGAUGAGCGGCGAGCCGGCCGGGACAUCAGCCUCCGGUAGAGAGACCGGUUCAAACGCCGGUCCAGACCGGGUGCAGCCAGCAGGAGAGGGCCAAAGUCAGAGAAAGAGAGGAAGGAGCCCAGCUGACAAAGAAAACAAAAGGCUGAAGAGGUUGCUGAGGAAUAGAGUGUCAGCACAGCAAGCAAGGGAGAGGAAGAAGGCUUACUUGACUGAGUUGGAAACAAGAGUUAAAGAUUUGGAAAAGAAGAAUUCUGAGCUUGAAGAGAGGCUUUCUACUUUGCAGAAUGAGAAUCAAAUGCUUAGACAAAUAUUGAAGAACACAACAGCGAGCAGGAAAGGAGGCAGCAGCGGUACUAAUGCAGAUGGGUCUUAGUGAGGGAUGGUAAUGUACAAGAGGAGUGCUUAGCAGAGAGAUACUUUCAGAUAAUAUUAUCCCCUUGUUGAUUAUCAUGCAUGGAAGUAGUGUGGCUAUAGGACCAUGGCAAUUUUGCCCCUUAGUGCUAUUUUUCCCCUCAAAGCUUGCACCAUGGCAAAUUCAUUAAUUUUAGAUCUACAGUGGGAUGUGCGCAGUGUGAUGCAGAUGGUGCAUGCCCUAGAUAACAAGGAUGUAUUAUUUCAGCAGUCUGACCAUGUUUUUCAUACGCUGAAAGUAUAUGAAAAUGCUUUGGGGCAGCAGGUGAAUUUGGGAAAACAGAGGUUACAUUUAGCCAAAAUGAAACCAUUUGAUUUUACUCUUAUGUCUUCAGCACUCUGUGUCAGCAUGCGGCAUCCUCCACUGGCGGGAUGCGUCAAGAUGUAUUCAGAUUUGGCCACCUUGAGACGUGGUAGUAUUGAACUGGGUGCUUUGAUGUGUAAUAAUACGGGAGAAAUCAUGUGAGUUAUUGUAGAGGUCCUGAAGAUGAAUGUUCUGGUUGAUAUUGGGGAAGCUUCGGGUGCUCUCCAAUGGUGUCACACCAGCUUUUGAUAUUGGAUAUGUCAAGAGUUCAAGCUCGUUCUUUGUUAUAUCGGUUUGGUUUAUUAUUGUUCUAUUAAAAAAAAAACUUUUAAUUAUUAUUAUUAAGAAUGUGUUUAUAGUUAUUUUUAAA
This is a messenger RNA of Populus nigra (black poplar), 1368 nucleotides long. Its product is annotated as transcription factor HY5-like. The coding region runs from base 249 to 656 and encodes 135 amino acids. Gene Ontology annotation, biological process: response to red light; regulation of photomorphogenesis; red or far-red light signaling pathway. The transcript is spliced from 5 exons. Lineage: Eukaryota; Viridiplantae; Streptophyta; Magnoliopsida; Malpighiales; Salicaceae. Gene Ontology annotation, molecular function: DNA-binding transcription factor activity, RNA polymerase II-specific. The record is from RefSeq and is a predicted model, not a curated record. Gene Ontology annotation, cellular component: nucleus.